Messenger RNA from Dermatophagoides pteronyssinus (European house dust mite), 2136 nucleotides. RefSeq names its product histone H4 transcription factor-like. The record is from RefSeq and is a predicted model, not a curated record. NCBI's taxonomy places the organism in Eukaryota, Metazoa, Arthropoda, Arachnida, Sarcoptiformes, Pyroglyphidae. Gene Ontology annotation, molecular function: RNA binding.
UUUUUUUUUCGUUUCAUUCGAUAGAGUUUGUUCUUGUUUUAAAAUUGUAUCUUUUAUUUCUAUUCUUUUCUAUUCAAUAUUUUUCUAAUAAUGUCUAUAAAUUCUACUAAAUCAAUGAUUGUCAUUGGUAAUCUACCAAAUGAUAUAAACAUUGAUGAGAUACGUUCAUUUUUGUCCACAAUUGAUAUACAAAUUAUUCGUAAUGGUGGUGUACGAAUAAUUCCAUCCAAUGUUUCAAAUGAACAAAUAAAAAUGAAUGCCUAUGUUUAUGUUGAAAGUGAAGAUGAUGUUCAAAAAGCCUUACAAAAAAGUGAUAAAAUAUUAUUCCGUAAUCAUUAUACACUGACAAUUUCGCGAACAACACAAAAAGAAAUGGAAAAAGAAUUACGUUAUAAUAUACCAAAAUAUAUAAGAAAAAAUAUUGAAAUGACAUGUGAAUGGAUUGAUUGUAAUCAAAAAUUUCAUGAUCGAUCACUUUAUCUACAACAUAUUAAUCAAAUACAUGUACCAACAUAUUGGUCAAAUAUUGAUGAUAAACAAAAAUGUAAAUGGCAAGGUUGUUAUGAAGAUAAUGAAUAUAUUAAUAUUGGUCAUUUUCAAUUACAUCUUAGUUUACAUGGUUUUCAUAAUCAAUUGAUGAAUGUUGGUCAACAGAUAAUGAAUAUUACUAUACCACGAUUAAUAUGUUAUAUAAAAAAUCCAUCACGUAAUGUUAUUAUUGAAACAUAUCAACAAUUUAUUUGUGGUUGGCAUGAUUGUAAUGCCGAAUUUAUUGAUGCUGAAACAUUUUUUCAACAUGUUGAAUAUCAUGCUAUUGAAGAUGUAACAAUACCAAUGAUUUCAAAGGAAAAAUUAAAAAAAGUACGUUUUGCUCGUUGUCAAUGGUUAAAUUGUCAGGCAUCAUUCAAAAAAAAAUCUCAUCUAAAAAUGCAUUUAAAUUCACAUACACAACGAAAAUCGGCUGCAUGUCCAAUUUGUGGUGAAGUGUUUGCUACACGUAUUGCUUUUAUUAAUCAUUGUUAUCGACAGGAAACACCAACAGGAUUUACAAAUCAACCAUCAUCAUCAUCAUCAUCAUCAUCAAUAAUAUGUAAUAAUAAUGGUGAUAAAUUUGUCAAUGUUGAUUGUAUGGAAGAUGAUGAUGAACGUAUUCUUACUAUUGAUGAAGAUGUUAAUCAUCAAUCAUCAAUUGUUAUACGAUUACCACAUAAUAUUAAUCUAAAAACUACAUCAACAACUACAAAUGGAUCAACAACAACAUCAUCAUUAAUUGAUAAUAACGAUAAAACGAAUGAAUCAAUUUUAUUGGUGAAUUUUGCUAACAAUAAUAAUAAUAAUCAACAACAACAACAACAGAUUAAUCAUCAAUCCGAUAACAAUAAUGAUGAUGAUAAAAUAAUUACAACCAAUCAAUCGAAUAAUGUUAUACAAUUACAAUUUGAAUCAACAUCAUCAACAAAUCAAAUAUCGAAUGAAUCGAUAAAAAAUUCUGAACGAGAAUUUCAAUGUAAUUAUUGUACGAAAUCUUUUCAUACAGCAUCAUUAUUACGUGAACAUGAAAAUAAACAUACAAAAAAACAUUCCUGUCCAUAUUGUUCAUAUUCGGCUGUUUAUCGUUCACAUCUUAAAGAACAUAUAUUAUUUCGUCAUAGUAAUACAUAUGAUUUUCAAUGUCAAUUCUGUCAACAACCAUUUAAAACUCGCCGUUUUUUACAACGACAUAUUGAAUCACAUAAAAAAGAGAAAAAAAAUCAAUGUCAAAAUUGUGGACAAAAAUUUACUAGUUUUUUUGUUUUGAAUCGUCAUUAUCGUAUGAAACAUUUAAAUGAACAAAUUAUAUUCGCUUGUCAUCUUUGUACAAAACAAUAUAAUCGUGGUAAUAAUCUAUCAAGACAUUUAAUCAAAAUACAUCAAUUAAAAGUAGCUAAAGGUUGGAAAGGAUUUUCCUAUGUGAAACAAUCAACAACAACAACAACAACAUCGGAUACCAACAGCAGUGAUAUUUAUCAUAUUAAUCCAUUAAGUUAUACUCAAUGAGAAAAAACAAAAAUCGAUUGCAAUUGUAAUCGAAGAAAAAAAAAAUUAGAAUUUUUCUUUUAUACCCCAUGGAUUGAUGAAAACUUGACAUUGAUAUGA